AUGAGGAGGAGCUAUGUUUAUGCUGCUUCAAUUGCCCUUCUUUUGCUUUAUGUUCCAGUCAUCAUCUCCGCAAGGCACAUAACCCGGUCACAUUCGCGACAUGGCCAUAAAGAUCCUGCAGGGGAAAAUACAAAAGAACAUGGAAGUGAAUUGGGAAAACAACGGGUGUAUUGGGAAGGAAGAGUAACAACAAAACGUAUGCGAGGGGCAGACACACUGCAAGUAGCAGGGUCAAGGUUACCAGAUUGCUCUCAUGCUUGUGGGUCAUGUUCUCCAUGCAGGUUGGUGAUGGUGAGCUUCGUUUGUGCAUCCCUUGCUGAGGCUGAGUCAUGUCCUAUGGCUUACAAGUGCAUGUGCCAUAACAAGUCCUAUCCUGUUCCAUAG
This is a messenger RNA of Gastrolobium bilobum, 384 nucleotides long. RefSeq names its product protein EPIDERMAL PATTERNING FACTOR 1. The coding region runs from base 1 to 384 and encodes 127 amino acids. The transcript is spliced from 2 exons. The record is from RefSeq and is a predicted model, not a curated record. Gene Ontology annotation, biological process: guard cell differentiation; stomatal complex development. NCBI's taxonomy places the organism in Eukaryota, Viridiplantae, Streptophyta, Magnoliopsida, Fabales, Fabaceae.